Molecule: messenger RNA, 1431 nt
Organism: Elephantulus edwardii (Cape elephant shrew)
Lineage: Eukaryota; Metazoa; Chordata; Mammalia; Macroscelidea; Macroscelididae
Gene: SYNC
Product: syncoilin, intermediate filament protein
Exons: 4
Biological process (GO): intermediate filament-based process
Cellular component (GO): cytosol; neuromuscular junction; Z disc
Source: RefSeq, a predicted model, not a curated record
AUGGCCAGCCCGGAGCCCCGGUGCGGCGGGGACGGCGCCGCCCAGGCUGUGAGGGAAACAAAAACAGAGGCCCUGUCUCCUCUUCAGGAAGAGAAUUCCAAAUCCUCAAAUGAGGCAGAGACCUUGAAAUCAGGGUCUACACUGUUAUUGGAGGGGACCUUGAACCUAGAGGACAUUCUCUAUUUGGGAGACACAGGUGACUUUGAUGAGACACUGUUUGAGGAAGAGCCUGGGAAGACAGAGGACAUGCUGUAUAUUGAGGAGACUAUGCAGCCAGAUGAGGCACCCUUUGUGGAAGAGCCCAUGAAGCCAGAGGAGACACUUAAGGUGGAAGAGACAGGGAAGCCAGAUGAGAUACAGUUUGUGGAAGAGCCUGCGAAUUCAGCAAGUGUCAUAAGCCCAGAGCAAAUUGAACACGUGGGAGAGACCAUUACAAGGGAGGAGAACUUGAAUCCUGAGGUGAGCCUCGGAGCUGGGCCCAGCCCCAGCACAGAGGAGGCCCUGAGCAUAGAGGACCUGAAAUUGCUUGAGGGACGUUUCCAGCAAUGUGUUCAAGCUGUGGCCCAGCUGGAAGAAGAGAGGGAUCAGCUCAUCCAUGAGCUUGUGUUGCUCCGGGAACCGGCCUUACAGGAGGUGCAGCAAGUCCAUCAGGACAUCCUGGCUGCCUAUAAACUGCAUGCACAAGUGGAGCUGGAGCGCGAUGGGCUGAGGGAGGAGAUCCGGCUGAUCAAGCAGAAGCUGUUCAAAGUAACCAAGGAAUGUGUGGCCUACCAAUACCAGCUGGAAUGUCACCAGCAGGAUGUGGCCCAGUUUGCCAAUUUCCGGGAAGCAUUGACUACACGGGCAUCCCAGCUCUCAGAAGAGUUGGCCCAGGCCAAGGAGGCCUAUCAGAAGCAGAAAGAGCAGCUGCGGCAACAACUUGAAGCACCCCCAAGCCAGAGGGAUGGGCACUUUCUUCAGGAGAGCCGACGGCUCUCUGCCCAGUUUGAGAACCUCAUGGCAGAAAGCCGCCAGGGCCUAGAGGAAGAAUAUGAGCCCCAGCUGCUGCGCCUCCUCGAGAGGAAAGAAGCUGGGGCCAAAGCUCUGCAGAAAACGCAGGUAGAGAUCCAGGAGAUGAAGGAGGCUCUGAGACCACUGCAAGCCGAAGCCCAGCAGCUCCACCUGCAGAACAGGAACCUGGAGGACCAGAUGGCACUUGUGAGGCAAAAACGAGAUGAGGAGGUGCAACAGUACAGGGAGCAGCUGGAGGAAAUGGAGGAACGACAGAGGCAGUUAAGAAGCGGAGUGCAACUCCAGCAGCAGAAGAACACAGAGAUGGAGCAGCUAAGGAUCAGCCUUGCUGAGGAGCUCUCAACCUUUAAGAGCUGUUUAGAAAUCUAUGGCUGAAUCUGCAACCCAUAACAAAAAUACUUCUUAGCAAAGGAUCACUAA